CGGUGAAUUUUGAUACUCAUCGGAAUCCGUGCCCGACGAACAACAAUACUAAUUUCUCUUUGAAGAUUUUCUGUAAUUUCUGCAAAAAAGGUUCUUAAGCUUUGAAGUGCUGAUUGUAGACGAAUCAAUAAGGAUGCAGGCUUCAAGGGCAAGGCUUUUCAAGGAGUACAAAGAAGUACAGAGAGAGAAAACAGCUGAUCCUGAUAUUCAAUUAGUUUGUGAUGAUUCUAAUAUCUUUAAAUGGACGGCUCUUGUUAAAGGGCCAUCUGAAACUCCUUAUGAUGGUGGAGUUUUCCAGCUCGCUUUCUCAGUUCCAGAGCAGUAUCCAUUGCAACCUCCUCAAGUGCGGUUCCUGACCAAAAUAUUUCACCCAAACGUUCAUUUUAAGACCGGAGAGAUUUGCCUUGAUAUUUUGAAGAAUGCAUGGAGCCCAGCAUGGACACUCCAGUCUGUUUGUCGAGCUAUAAUUGCUUUGAUGGCUCAUCCUGAAGCUGAUAGCCCGCUAAACUGUGACUCAGGCAAUCUUCUUCGAUCCGGUGAUAUCAGAGGAUACCAGUCAAUGGCAAGGAUGUACACUAGGCUUGCAGCAAUGCCCAAGAAGGGCUAAAAACAAUGAGCUACAACCAUGUUCACACAACUUGUAGUAAUGGCAUUAACACAAUUUCAAUUCUUAAACAUCUGCUUGGUGUUCUGUAGCAGCUUUACAUCAAAACUAUUAUGUACUUCUGAUACAACUCAUCACUUCAUUAGUUUUUUUUUUU
This is a messenger RNA of Solanum verrucosum, 761 nucleotides long. Its product is annotated as protein PEROXIN-4. Lineage: Eukaryota; Viridiplantae; Streptophyta; Magnoliopsida; Solanales; Solanaceae. The coding region runs from base 134 to 607 and encodes 157 amino acids. The record is from RefSeq and is a predicted model, not a curated record. The transcript is spliced from 6 exons.